Olea europaea var. sylvestris is the source of this 483-nucleotide messenger RNA. RefSeq names its product protein NDH-DEPENDENT CYCLIC ELECTRON FLOW 5-like. Bases 1 to 483 code for a protein of 160 amino acids. NCBI's taxonomy places the organism in Eukaryota, Viridiplantae, Streptophyta, Magnoliopsida, Lamiales, Oleaceae. The transcript is spliced from 3 exons. The record is from RefSeq and is a predicted model, not a curated record.
AUGGGUUUACUCAUAAGCAAUCUGACAGUAAGCACCCAAGAAGAAACUUAUGCAGUGGGACUAGAGGGAUCAGAUAUCUUUAGCAGGCCUCCGCUUUUGGCAAAUUUUAGCAUUACUUCUCCCGACUUUGGCAGGAGAAAGGAUCAGGUUUCCAAGAAAUUCUGGGGUCAUAUAGCACUCAACAAACUCUUUCUCAAACAGAGCACUGAUGAUGACUUAAAAAAAAAAGACAACUACAAUCAUUUGACCGAUGAAAUGAACAGGAUUUAUACCAGUGCGCCUCGAAACUUAACGGUUAGGAGAAACCCCGUGGUAGUGAGAAUAGAUUUAACGAACUUUGCAUGUUCAGUCCUGGGUCAAGACACAAAUGGUACAGUAAACAUUCUUAUACAUGCCCAGGGGAAGGAAGCCUUGCUACAACCCAUAAGCUUAAAAUCACAAAGUGAAUGGAGAGGACAGCAUCUACACAAUUCCAAUUUCUGA